AUGGCGUGCCGCAGGGCGCUGCGGGAGCGGCAGGCGCUGAGGCACCAGGGCCUCUGCGCCCCUUUCGUAGCACUGCUGGACACGCUGGAGCUGACGGCCGUCACCAUGCGAGCGCGCCCAGAAGUCGCGGAGAAAUCCAAGGAGCUCGCGACUGCCUUGAAAACCAGGCCCGGCGCAUUGCCCGCCUGGAGAACCUUUCGUUGGACUCAUUGGCGCCAGGAGGUGCUGAAGAGGCACCGGGAGACCAUCCUGGAGGGGGAUAUCGACUUCCAGUACAAGGGCAACAAUCUUCUUGAGCUGGCGGUUGCCAACAUGCCUGCCGCAGAAGUCGAGGAGGUCGCAGCGACGUUUCUGAGUGGAGGCGCCGAUGUCAACAGUCCAUCGAAAGACGGCUACACGCCGCUGCUCUCCGCUUGCAGCCGCGGUUUGGCAAAGGUGGCGCACGUCCUCCUUCAGCGCGGUGCACGCAGGUGCCAUGCUCUGCCACAAGGCGGCACAGCUUUGGAGGAGGCGCUGGCCUUCUUCAAGGCCUGCGAGGAGUACAGGGCCUAUGAGCGAGAGGAGGACCUGGACCUGGGAAGACUGUGCUGCCACUUGCGGAGCCUGAGCAUCGAGGCGGCACAGAAGAAAGGCCUGGAGCCCUUGGCGUCGGCGCGCCUUCAGCUGUCCCAGGCGGCGGUGGCGCUGGCCCUGUUAGGCCCCACUGGCAUGGCUCUGACCCAGGAGCAGGUCUUGGCAGAGAGCGGCCUGGACCACAGUCUUGUGGAUGCUCUGGGCCCGCAACUUUGGGCAGGAUGGCCGUGGGCUUUCUUGACCUUCGAUCUCGACAUCCCAGAGGAGGCCGCGACUCCGUCGGUAGACUUUGCCAAUGCCAGAUCUCGCAUUCUCUCCUUCAAGCUGAGCCAGGAGAAGAAGCCGUCGAGAGAGGGGAGCCGGAACCGUGGCCCUUUUGAGGACUACUGGUCGGUGUACUCAGACUACAUCUGCGAGUGUCCGCUUUGCAUGCCUGAGUGCUACCAUGUGCUCCGCAGGUGUCGGGCAGGAGCGGAUGGCCAAAAUCUGGUAUUUCGCAAGAUGAGGCGCCCCCAAGCUUGGUUGCACCAGUGCUUCGACGAGUACAACGAGGACCGGAAGCUCCGAAAUCGGAAAUGGGAGAGACGUGAUGGCCGCCGUCACCGGCGUGUGCCCGUUGCCUCCUUCGCCUCCCGGGGAGCCUCCUACUCGGCGAGGAUGGCGCGGCGGAUGCCGGCUGCCUACAGGGGGCACCACGUGGAGCAGAGCCUGCAGGGAGGGCGCAAGAAGCUUCGGAAGUUCCAGCUCGUCCAGGAGCAGCUCCGGAUGGAUACUUGCCCGCUGUGA
This is a messenger RNA of Symbiodinium natans, 1359 nucleotides long. Lineage: Eukaryota; Dinophyceae; Suessiales; Symbiodiniaceae. The record is from the annotation of a GenBank genome assembly.